This is a messenger RNA of Cydia splendana, 748 nucleotides long. RefSeq lists its product as uncharacterized. The transcript is spliced from 3 exons. Bases 34 to 621 code for a protein of 195 amino acids. The record is from RefSeq and is a predicted model, not a curated record. NCBI's taxonomy places the organism in Eukaryota, Metazoa, Arthropoda, Insecta, Lepidoptera, Tortricidae.
ACUACUAAUAAUAAAUAGUUAGUUUUAACAAAAAUGUGUUCACUUAGUAUUACGUUAACGUGCUUUUUGCUGAUAGCGAGAUCGUGUGGUCAAAACAUCGACGGUGCCAUUGGAUUUCCAGAAAAGGAGGAAAAUAACCAAAUUAAAAAUAAAGAGAAUCGUGAGCCCGUGUUCCUGCCGUCAAUGUGUCCAGUGGACCAGCUCUACUACCCCGGCGACCAGAAGGACGACUGGAUUUGCGACUGCAGGCCGUCGUACCUCUACCACCCGGCGACCGACAGGUGCUGGCCGGCCUACCGCCGAGGGCCUUGCAAGGAGAAAGAAUACCUCAUGCUGCCAUCCAACACUUACAUACCUGCCUGCGUGCCGAACCCAUGCUUAGUGGACUCCUACGUUCCAUGGAACAGAAAAUGCCAUCAACUUGGCUUGACAACCCCCUGUGCGCAUUUGUACCCUAACUCAGCAGCGCUAGGCGUAAACGCUACCACUUUACAUAUUGGCUGUGUAAAAUUAAAUAUUGAGUCUAGAUUCCUUGAGCCGACUGUUCAGUUGCCGUUGACGGUUGUGCCUUGCCCGCCGGGAUGCAAAAGAAGUAUAAAUGGGAAAUGUACUAAUAAUUAGAACGGACUAUAACUCUUUGUUGUAACUUGUUACUGCCUACUAGUACUAUUAAAGUUAAGGAUAGUUAUAUUAGGUAGGUAUAUGAAUUAUAUGAUUAAUACAUAGUUGAUAAUUAGUCAAAAAUGAA